This is a messenger RNA of Solanum lycopersicum (tomato), 105 nucleotides long. The record is from the annotation of a RefSeq genome assembly. Lineage: Eukaryota; Viridiplantae; Streptophyta; Magnoliopsida; Solanales; Solanaceae.
AUACAGAUACUGCCAGGAGAUAGAGUCAAAAUUGAAGUAAGUCCUUAUGAUUCAACCAAAGGACAUAUAAUUUAUCGACUCCACAACAAAGAUUUGAAGGAUUAG